AUGGGAUUUGAGAUGAAAGUUAUUGCUUUACCUGUGUGUGAGUCAAGCCUCAAUAUUUGUAAAUAUGAAACCAAAGUGACUGACCUAUCCUUGGAGAAGAACCAUUGCACAGAGGAAUUACAAACCAGAAGAAUCAGCAGCCAAGAAAUUGUUUUAGAUCUGUGCAAGGAUUACACAGAGCCUUAUGUCAUCCAAACUUCACAUAAAGAAGCAGAAACUGAGCAUCCGUCAAACAAGACAGAUACUGGAGAAAAUCUCACAGUCACUGUAUGUAAUGAAACAGAAGCAGCUCUAUCUCUGCCCCAUUUGGACAAAGAACACUCCAGCAGAUCUGAAACUGAGGUCCAUUUGACAAUGACACUUUCGGAUGUCUCUAAUGCCACGCAUGAACAAAACCCAGUUCAUUUAGAUGGAUCUCCAGAACCAAAUGAUGCUGCCACACUUUCAAACACUAAAGAGAAAGAAAUAGUGAAUGAACUACAACUAGAAGAUGUAGAUGCAACAUUUACCAACAUUCACAAGCUCCCUGAGGAACAUGUGGAUGUAGAUCACAAGCCUGGUGAACAUUGCAACACUAACACUAAAGAAGCAACCAAGGACACGCCAUCAGAGCAGGAAGAUCUUCACCAACAAGACAUGAAGGAAAACAUGUCUUUGGAGAAUCAUGCUCAAAUGUUAGAAAUCCCACUUUUAAUCCACACUUCAGUCAGCAUCCCUGCACCAGAAACCAACUCUACCUCAUUUGAUGCCAGUCAUAGUGAAGAAAUCAAACCGCAAGAAACAGUGAGCAUGGGCCCUCCUCAGUGGAGAGACGUGUCAGACUCUCAGUUAAACACCAUCGACAUGACAGUUCAGGCGGAGGCUGAUGGAAGUGAGGUUUCUCCUGGAGGUUAUGAAGAUGUCACAUACUUAGUCGGUGGCCUCAUCAAAGAGCUGUCCUUCUUAAAUCGAACAGUAAUGGCAACUCACCGGGAGCUGGAAAACUUACACCGCAGGGGUAAAAACACAAGGAAUUCUAUCCGCUAA
This is a messenger RNA of Knipowitschia caucasica, 1026 nucleotides long. The record is from the annotation of a GenBank genome assembly. Lineage: Eukaryota; Metazoa; Chordata; Actinopteri; Gobiiformes; Gobiidae.